UCGGUGGGUGGACGGACAGUCCAAGGGACCGAAGGACGGCAGGACGGAGCCGAGCGAGGCCCCAGCGCUGGAAUGCAGUUUUCUCAAGCGAGGCAGACUUUGCCCCGGAGUGGUUGACUAGUUUGGGGUGGGGUUUCCAGGGUCCCCUCCUCUCCACUCCUCCCCCCCCCCCCCCACCUCUACCCCCAGGCCCCUUCGAGGCGCUUUCUGGGAGCUUUCAGAACUGUGCUCUGAAGUUUCCAAAGACAGACAGAAGAGCCUGGGCGGCCGGCAGGGACAAUGGAAGAAAAUGAAAGCCAGAAAUGUGAGCCGAGCCUGCCUUCCCCGGCAGACAGCAGAGCGAUUCAGGAACAAGAGAAGGGCAAUCUGCAGGUAACCUCAGUGGAAGAUGCAGAAUGCCGAAGGACAAAGGAACGCCUUUCUAAUGGAAACAACAGAGCUUCAACUUCUAAAUCUGCUCGAAAUAUCCCAAGGAGACACACUCUAGGUGGACCCCGAAGUUCCAAAGAAAUACUGGGAAUGCAAACAUCUGAGAUGGAUAGAAAGAGAGAAGCUUUUCUGGAGCAUCUGAAGCAGAAAUACCCCCAUCACGCCACUGCCAUCAUGGGUCACCAAGAGAGGCUGCGAGACCAGACGAGAAGCCCCAAGCUGUCUCACAGCCCUCAGUCUACCACCUUCGGGGACCCGGUUGAGCAUUUAUCAGAAACAUCUGGUGACUCUCUAGAAGCCAUGUCUGAAGGAGAUGCACCAAGCCCUUUUUCCCGAGGCAGUCGGACUCGAGCAAGCCUUCCCGUGGUGAGGUCAACCAACCAGACAAAAGAAAGAUCUCUGGGGGUUCUCUAUCUUCAGUAUGGAGAUGAAACAAAGCAGCUCAGGAUGCCAAAUGAAAUCACAAGCGCAGACACGAUCCGUGCUCUCUUUGUAAGUGCCUUCCCACAGCAGCUCACCAUGAAAAUGCUGGAGUCGCCUAGUGUGGCCAUUUACAUCAAAGAUGAAAGCAGAAAUGUGUAUUAUGAGUUAAAUGAUGUCAGGAACAUCCAAGACAGAUCACUCCUCAAGGUGUACAAUAAGGACCCUUCGCAUGCCUUUAAUCACAUGCCACAAACGGUGAAUGGAGACAUGAGGAUGCAGAGGGAACUUGUGUAUGCAAGAGGAGAUGGCCCCGGUGCCUCUCGGCCUGGAUCCACAGCUCACCCAGCCCAUGCAAUUCCCAAUUCGCCACCAUCCACGCCUGCGCCCCAUUCCAUGCCCCCCUCCCCAUCCAGAAUUCCUUAUGGGGGCACACGCCCCAUGGUUAUUCCUGGAAAUGCCACCAUCCCCAGAGACAGACUGUCCAGCCUGCCGGUCUCCAGAUCCAUCUCGCCAAGCCCCAGCGCCAUUUUGGAAAGGAGAGACGUCAAGCCUGAUGAGGACCUGAGCGGCAAAAACAUGGCUCUGUACAGGAACGAGAGCUUCUAUGCGGAUCCUUACCUGUACCACGAGGGACGGAUGAGCAUUGCCUCGUCGCACGGCGGGCACCCCCUGGAUGUCCCCGACCAUAUCAUUGCCUAUCACCGCACGGCGAUUCGGUCGGCCAGUGCUUACUGUAACCCCGCCUUGCAAGCAGAGAUGCACAUGGAGCAGUCACUGUACAGACAGAAAUCCAGGAAAUAUCCCGACAGCCAUUUGCCGACCCUGGGCUCCAAAACACCCCCUGCCUCUCCUCACCGAGUCGGUGACCUGAGAAUGAUAGACAUGCACCCUCACAACAAUGCACCCGACCGGGCCUCGCCCAGUCGCCAGUCUUUUAAAAAGGAGCCAGGCACCUUGGUGUAUAUUGAAAAGCCACGGAACACGCCAGGAUUAUCCGGCAUUGUGGACCUCGGGCCUCCUCUCGUUGAGAAGCAAGUGUAUGCCUACAGCACUGCUACAAUCCCCAAAGACAGAGAGACCAGAGAGAGGAUGCAAGCCAUGGAGAAGCAGAUUGCUAGUUUAACUGGCCUUGUCCAGUCAGCGCUUUUUAAAGGGCCCAUUACAAGUAGUAGCAAAGAUGCAUCUAGUGAGAAAAUGCUGAAGACCACGGGCAACAGAAGCCACACAGAGAGUCCUGGAGCUGCUCAGACAUCUGGAGGGAAGAGUCUAGGCACCCUGGAGUCCACGGGGCCUCCCAGCCAGCCCCUGCCUGCCAGCCCCUCAGCCAUGCACAUGAGCCUGCUGGGCAUGAGGCGCAGUGUGGCGGAACUACGGCUCCAGCUGCAGCAGAUGAGGCAGCUCCAGCUGAAGAACCAGGAGCUGCUGAAGGCAAUGAUGAAGAAGGCAGAGUUAGAAAUCAGUAGCAAAGUGAUGGAGACCAUGAAGAGACUGGAGGAUCCCGUGCAACGACAGCGCACCCUAGUGGAGCAAGAAAGACAAAAAUAUCUGCAUGAGGAGGAAAGGAUUGUCAAAAAGUUAAGUGAGCUGGAGGACUUUGUUGAAGACUUAAAGAAAGACUCUUCAUCGGCCAGCCGAGUGGUGACUCUGAAAGAUGUGGAGGACGGGGCAUUCCUCCUGCGGCAGGUGGGGGAAGCCGUGGCCUCUUUGAAAGGAGAAUUUCCGACCCUACAAAACAAGAUGCGCGCGGUGCUGCGCAUUGAGGUGGAGGCCGUGCGCUUUCUGAAGGAGGAGCCACACAAGCUGGACUCGCUGUUGAAGCGCGUGCGCAGCAUGACCGAUGUCCUCACGCUGCUGCGCAGACAUGUCACCGAUGGGCUCCUGAAAGGCACGGAUGCAGCCCAGGCCGCACAGUAUGUCGCCAUGGAGAAGGCCACAGCCGCAGAGGUCUUGAGGAACCAGGAGGAGGCAGCCCAUGCCUCUGGGCAGCAUGGCGCGGGAGUCCCUGGUGAUGUGAAGUCAGAGGCAGUGGCCUUGGCUGCUGGUGUGACUGUGCACCAUGCGCAGAGCUCUCCGGUGGUCAUCCAGCCCUCCCAGCACUCCACAGCCCUGCUGAACCCUGCCCAGAACAUGCCUGGUGGCACAAGUUCCCACACAGCCAGCCCCACAGCAGCCCCACAGGAAGUCACCUCUGUGCUGCAGUCGGCUCCGGUCCCCCAGUCCCCACAGACACCUGUGAAUGGUUCCACCAUACAGAGCUUAUUCAUUGAAGAAAUCCACAGUGCAAGUUCAAAGAACAGGGCAGCAUCCAUUGAGAAAGCAGAGCGGAAAUGGGAAGAAAAGAGGCAGAAUCUAGACCACUACAAUGGGAAACAGUUUGAGAAGCUCCUGGAAGAAGCUCAGGCCAACAUCAUGAAGUCAAUUCCUAACCUGGAGAUGCCGCCAGCCUCAAGCCCACUGCCAAAGGGAGGAGCCCCAGAGGACAAGCGGGAGCUUUCGGAAGACUCUCCAAAUUCAGAACAGGACAUGGACAAGCUAGGGGGAAAGUCGCCCCCUCCUCCUCCCCCACCUCCUCGGCGAAGCUACCUUCCUGGAUCAGGGAUCACCACCACAAGGUCGGGCGACGUGAUCUACACCAGCAGGAAGGAAGGCUCCAGCACUAAGGCAAGCAGUGAUGAUGCCGGAGCAAGCCCACACACUAGAGCCUCUAAGUGUCCCACAGAGGAGCCUGCCUCAGCCUGGGCCAAUUCCCAUCCACCAGUUCCUACUGCCUCCUCAAAAGAUGAGGAGGAGGAGGAGGAAGAAGGAGAUAAGAUCAUGGCAGAACUCCAGGCAUUCCAGAAGUGUUCCUUUAUGGAUGUAAAUUCAAACAGUCAUGCUGAGCAGUCCCGGGCUGACAGUCACGUUAAAGACUCUAGGCCAGGCGCCACAGUCCCACCCACGGAGAAGAAGACACAGGGCAUUUUUGGAGGUUGGAGAGCAAAGCAAUCCCAGAAUUUGGAAUUUUUCCAUGAAGAUGUACGGAAAUCUGGUGUUGAAUAUUCAAAUGGCCCCCAAAUGGAACCUCAAAAGGUUGCCCCGGGGUCUCUAAGACCUACUGACCCUCCUAAGUGGGAAAGAAGAAUGGAGCAGAGUGUUUCUGAUUCAUCAAAAACAUCAGACUAUAAAACUGACAUCUUAAAAAAGGGAAAUUCUAUCUCCCAUAAGAGUUUGUACAGAGACAGUAGAAACUAUCCUCAGAAAAAUGUGCAAACGGUCAAUUUCGGUUUUCCUGGCCUGAAUUCAUUAGAAGAGGAAGUCAACAAAGGAGCAAGAGCCUCGGGACCACUCUUCCCCAGACCUGACCCUGAGAACCCAAAGGUGAAUUACGGAAAGCCAAAAACAAUAUAUGUACAAGGACAAGAAAACACAGACAAGGGUCACAUUCCCUCUCCCCUGCGCUCCACAGAAUUGGUGCCUGGUGACGUGAGAAACCAAGAUCAAGACACUCUCCUGACAGACUUUGGCCAAGUUGUUCUAAGACCCAAAGGAUCUAGGCAUGUGCCUGUGAACGACGAAGGGGAGUCAAGUCCAAGUUCUCCCAGUGAGGAAAAUAUGGCUACUGACAACAUUGCCUUCAUGAUUACCAAAACAGCUGUCCAGGUUCUGUCCAGUGGGGAGGUCCACGAUAUAGUUAGCCAAAAGGGACAAGAGAUCCAGACGGUGACUAUUGAUGCCAAAGAAGAGACCACCUGCCAACAAGAUGGGACUGGGAAUGAGGAGCCUGUUGUAUGCCUAGACAAGAAACCAGUUAUUAUCAUUUUUGAUGAGCCCAUGGACAUCCGCUCUGCCUAUAAGAGACUUUCAACCAUCUUUGAGGAGUGCGAUGAGGAGCUAGAGAAAAUGAUGACAGAGGACAAGAUAGAAGAGGAAGAAGAGGAGGAGACAGGAGAGGCCGGAGUGCAGACUAGCACUUCCCAGCGGCUUCACAAACCCGGGCCACAAGCAGAGAUGAAAUCACAGCCAUACUCCAGGUCCACAGAGAGCAAGAGACCUGGAGGACCGGAAAUGGACAAAAUGGAGCUGAGUCACUUAAGCCCAGCUGAUUCUCCAGAUGCCAAGUGUGAUGUGGCCGAUGAGCAGUUUGAAAGUCCCAAGAAGAAGUUUAAAUUCAAGUUUCCUAAAAAACAACUGGCAGCUCUCACUCAGGCAAUUCGCACAGGAACCAAAACAGGGAAGAAGACUUUACAGGUGGUGGUCUACGAAGAAGAGGAAGAGGAUGGCACAUUGAAGCAGCAUAAAGAAGCCAAGCGAUUUGAAAUCACCAGCUCUCAACCAGAAGACACCCCCAAAAACAUGGCUAGGAGACAUGAGCAGCCCGGUCCAGAGGGCACUUCUCCAAUUUCAAGAACUGAUGAAAUUAGAAAAAAUACCUAUAGAACAUUAGACAGCCUGGAGCAGACCAUCAAACAGCUGGAAAAUACCAUCAGUGAAAUGAGCCCCCAAACCCUAGUCGAUUCCUCCUGCUCUUCCACCAGAGAUUCUGUUACAAGCGCAUCUCAGUUAGCCCCAGAGCCGUCUCCCCGAUCCUUGCUAGUUGUGGACGAAGUCCCCCCUGCCCUAGACCCCCCCACGCCAGUCUCUUCAGCUUCACGUAAGGGCUCCGGUGCCACCCCACAGACGAGCAGAAUGCCAGUCCCUAUGAGCUCCAAGAGCAGACCGGGAAGCCUGGAUAAACCCAGCAAGCAGUCCAAACUCCAGGAUCCCCGACAAUAUCGUCAGGCUAAUGGAAGUGCUAAGAAAGCUGGUGGGGAUUGUAAGCCUACUUCCCCCUCCUUACCUGCUUCUAAGAUUCCAGCUCUUUCUCCCAGCUCUGGGAAAAGCAGUUCUCUGCCCUCUUCUAGUGGUGACAGCUCUAACUUCCCUAAUCCACCUGCUACUAAACCAUCCAUCACUUCUAAUCCUCUGAGCCCCCAAACAGGACGGUCCGCUCACUCCGCCUCCCUCAUCCCUUCUGUCUCUAAUGGCUCCUUAAAGUUUCAGAGCUCCUCUCAUGCCGGUAAAGGCCACCACCUUUCAUUCUCACCACAGACUCAAAAUGGCCGCACAGCCCCCACUUCCUCCUCCACCUCCUCCUCCCCUCCCUCCCCUGCCUCCCCCACCUCCCUGAGUCAGGGUGCCAAAGGCAUCAGAACCAUCCACACUCCGGGCCUCACCAGCUACAAGGCCCAGAAUGGAAGCUCGAGCAAGGCCUCUCCAGCCUCAGCCAAGGAAACCUCUUCAAGGCCAGAGCCAGUUGGUUAGGUACCAAGGUGGAGUUACAUUUUCAGAAAACACUAUUAUUUGUUUCUUUUUUAGCAGUCAACAACAACUGUUUUCACAAGAGAAUGUAACAUAUUGCUGUACUGUUUAAGGCUUAAUGCAAAGUGUGUACUUAAAUACUGGGUUGAUAGAGUUCAGUAAAGCUCAUUUUGAUUUUGUUUUUCCUUGUUGCUGUUGUAACUACGUAGUGUUUGCUGUCUUGAUUUUAAUACCUACCAAAUGAAGUAAGCAUGUGCUCCAAAAAGAGAAAGAGAGAGAGAAAGAGAGAGAGAGAGCUUGCGCCAAGGGGUGGGUGUGUGAGACCAGAAAAUUGUAUUAAGCAUGUAAAACAUGUAUGAUUCCAGAAUUUUAGUAUGUUUUGUAUAAAAAUAUUUUUCACUACGGAGUCUAGAAGUGAACAGAGAAAUAUGUAAGCGCGACUAUAUAAAUUGUAAAACAGAUACUAUAAUAUUUCCUUUUAUUUUCAUGUUAUUUAGCUUUAUUACAGAUUUCUAUUUUUGUCAAAACUUCAUGGUUCCUUUCAAGAUCUUUUUUGCCAAAACAUUUUGAUACUAUAUAGCAUUGUACAUUUGAAAGUAGUGGUCUAGACUAUAAGCCAAUGAUGAUCUUCACAAACCAAUAGAAAAGCACAUGUCAGAAGCAACUAUUGCCCUGUCAUGAAUGUAUGUAUACUAAUUUGCCAGCCCAAGCAAGCUAGUUUUCUUUCCUUUUUUUUUUUCUUUUAACAUUUUGAGGUUUUCUACUUGUUUUCCUUGUGGAAUCUAACCCUUUCCUUUGUUUUCUGAGACCCAAUAUCCCACACUAUUGCACUAAAUGUCGAUUUUAAAAAUGUACACCUCUGUACGGUUCUGCAAAUGGCUCAACUUUUGUAAAUAUAUAAAUAGAGAUUUAAAAGAAAUACUGUAUGUGACAGCACAUAGAGUAGUUUUUCCCACACCAAAGUUAAUUGGUAUGCAUGCUUUAAAAAGAAUAUAGAUUGGGAUGGGCAGAAAUGAGACUAUCCAUACUUUUUUCUUAAGCACCAAGUGAGCACAGCUAGAGUGUUUUUGUAAAUAAAUGUAUUUGUAUAAUGCAGUCAUGUAAAAAUACCGAACUAUGAGCAGAGACUUUGCAAGACUAAAUAAAGGGCUGCAUGCUUCUUUUUUUUUCUUUUUUUUUCUUUUCUUUCUUUCUUUCUUUUUUUUUUUUUUUUUUUUGUACCUUGCUGCUAUACUUCCUAGUCAAAGAACACCAUGUAAUCAUUUCCAAAUGUUUCUGGCUUUGAGAGCAUUAGAAUGACAUUGUAACAGUGCUCAGAAGACAACUUUUCUAAAAGCUCUGGGGUAGCUAAUGAGGAGCUCCUAAUAAAUUAAUUGCAAGUGUGGUUCCUUGGAUGUCA
Molecule: messenger RNA, 7528 nt
Organism: Dipodomys spectabilis (banner-tailed kangaroo rat)
Lineage: Eukaryota; Metazoa; Chordata; Mammalia; Rodentia; Heteromyidae
Product: KIAA1217 ortholog
Exons: 22
Coding region: 280-6132 (1950 amino acids)
Cellular component (GO): cytoplasm
Source: RefSeq, a predicted model, not a curated record